Messenger RNA from Oldenlandia corymbosa var. corymbosa, 2596 nucleotides. NCBI's taxonomy places the organism in Eukaryota, Viridiplantae, Streptophyta, Magnoliopsida, Gentianales, Rubiaceae. The record is from the annotation of a GenBank genome assembly.
GAAAAAUUUAUGACAAGAGGUAAAUAAAAUUAAUUAUAAAAAAAAAAGAGAAAAAUGAAAGACCCCCGGGGAGCAGUAAAAAAUUAUUUGGGCAACUACAAAUAUAAUUUCAAAAGGUUGUAGGAGCUCAGGGCGACAAACGACGAUUACAGCUUUCUACGCAAAUGCUGGAUUCUUCGUACGAGCCAUCAACGGCGGCGGCUUCCUCUUCUUGAAAUCCCUCGUCGACUUCUCAACCGGCGCAGUCCCAGAAUGCUGAUUUGGUGGAUUACCUCAUCAAAUCACUCGGGUUCUCCAGGGAUGCUGCCGUUGCUAAUUCCAGUAAGGUUACUGUUUUGCAGCGUGGGUAAAACCCUUGAACCGAAAGUUAAAAGUUCUUCCAAAAUAAUGGCCUGUCCGGGUCGGACCUAAUCAAAGUUAUCAAGGGCUACAAAUCACUCUGGAGAUUAGGUUUGGGCAAUCUUAUUAAACCCAGAGUUUUGUAUUUACGACAAUUGGUGGGUACUGAUGAUUAUUUAGUUAAACUGUUGAGGAAAUAUUCUCCCGUUCUUGGCUAUUUAGACAUUGAAACGGUGGAGAGUAAAAUAAAGCUGCUGAGAAAUUAUGGUUUUACUGAUCAAAAUAUUGCGAAAUGGAUAUCCAAUAAGCCACAGAUGUUUUUCGCCUCAAAGCCUGAGGAGAUGGCAGAGAUUCUGCAUAGAGUAGAAAAUGAAUCGGGCAUUCCUCGUGGAUAAAAAAUGUUGCCCUAUAGGUUUCAGGUCGUGUGUUCGAAUGCUAAGUCAAACAUUGAUGAGAAAUUCAGAGUUCUCCGAAGUUUUGGCUUGUCGGACUCUCAGAUUUUUGGAAUGGUUAGCACGCAUCCAUAUAUUUUAGCCAAGUUAGGUCCUAGUAUAUGGAGAUCUGUUGAUUACUUAAUGAAUGAACUUGGAUACAACCUGGACUUCUUGGCAUCCCACCCAGUUUUUCUGUCCCUAAGUUUGGAAAAGAGGGUGAAGCCACGGAACGAAGUUUUGAAAAUUUUAAAUGAGAAGAAGUUGAACAAGAGGAAGGCAGCUUUAUAUUCUGUUUUGAUCAUACCAGAGUCAAAGUUCCUGAAGAACUAUAUUCUUCCUUUCAAGGAUAUAUUACCAGAUGUGUGUGAAACUUAUAUGAGUAAAGUUGAAAAACAAAAGUUCAAAAGUAUUUGAUGUUAUUCAGGUAAUCAAAUUUUCAAUUUAGUUUUUCAGACUAUCUUUUAAUUGAUGUGUCUUCCAAUUGUUUGACUAAUAUAUUUCAUUCUAUCUAGCUGCUACUGCUACUGCUACUACUUCGUAGGAAUAGUGAUCUGGAACUAUGAUGUAUCCUGUAUUUUGUAACUCAUUGUCGUAUCCCUGUAGUUUGUAGUUAAUUGUUUAUCCCUGUAGUUUGUGGUUCAUUGUCUUAUCACUGUAGUUUGUAAUUCAUUUAUUAUGGAAAGUGGUACUAGCUUAUGGGACCUUUGCAAAAGUGCAUUUAUAAUUAUUCAAUCCGUAUAUAUUUCACAAUUAUACUUGUUAUGAGCAAUUAGAGCUUUUAAUUUUCUCUGUUGCUUUCUCAAAACUUUUUCUCAAUGUGAAUCUGUCAGUUUUUUAUGUACCAUCUUUUCAAUGACUAUUGGAAGCAAAGGAUUGGAUUCUUAUUAGUGUUUUACACGCCAGCUAUAUCACUGUAUGAGAACUCUUUGCAGCCCACUUAUGGUGUACAAGCUGUUACAUGUAUAAUCAAAUAUGCCAAAGUUAGGAAUAGGACCGAACUAUAUUUCAAAAGGUUUCAUUCAAUAUUAUUUUCAGUUCUUGUCAAUCAGAUUCCAGUGAAAUACCAUAACCGAACUUGUUGGUGGAAUUAUCUGUCUUGCAAUGAAUGAUGUUCUACAACGAAUCAUGACCUGUGUAUGGUUCUUGUAAACAGUCCAUUUCUUGAGAUAGAAAUGGUAGAUCAGAGUUUGGCCUACGUGUGAAAUAAUGUCUAUUUUCUUCUUUGUCUGAAGCAGUUGGUGUAAUGGAACUAACAAAAUCUAUCAUCUGUGGUGUGUAUGCAGGAAUGUACUGACUCCAUUAAAUCUGUUGAGAUGAAACCAAGGUUUGAAGGCAGUUGCAGUCAAUUAACGCAGGAGUCCUGUGGUUUAUUCUGGUUCAAUGAAAAGCAUUGGCAAACUAGAGAAAGAAAAUAACAAAUGGUUGGUGCUGGUGGUUGCUUUGGAUUGAAAAAGUUGGUGUUGCGGUAUUCACCAGCAAUGACUAACUUCGUUUUCCAUGAUGGAAGAUGGGAGGGAAAUGCAAUGGCUGACUAGUCAAACAUUUGCAAGGGAAGUUCAGUGGCUGACUAGUUAAACACCUGUUUUCUCCAUAAUGUUGGUUCGCAUUAAUUAGUUGCGUACUGGGUAGAUAUCUCUCCUUGUAACUAUAUUCGUGAAGACACCUAAUUACUACUUUACAAACACGGUACCUUGAUAUAAUGUUACUGAGAAUUAAUGUAUGACUUUGUUGUAUGCAAUUUGUGCAUAUGGUAAUAACUGUUAUUUAUUUUAAAAUUAGACAAACCAUUUUUCUCUGGUUUACAGAAGGCAUGAAUGACGUAG